Messenger RNA from Brenthis ino (lesser marbled fritillary), 4344 nucleotides. The record is from the annotation of a GenBank genome assembly. Lineage: Eukaryota; Metazoa; Arthropoda; Insecta; Lepidoptera; Nymphalidae.
AUGGAUUCAGCACCAGCUCAAGAGGUGACGGAGUUAUUAAAACAAUGGGAAGAACAACACACGACUCCCAAUUAUGAUCCCAUACCAACUUUGACAAGAAUAGCAGAAAUAAUAGAAGCGGAAACAGAAAAUUUUAUGAAAAAAGAUCCAGACCCAUUUGAUGAGAGACACCCAUCGAGGACUGAUCCUGAAUGUGCAUUGGGGCAUGCGCUAAAAGUUAUGUUUAAGAAAGAUAAUUUUAUGACUAAGCUUGUAAAUGAUUAUGUUCGUGACACAUAUUAUUCAAGGCAGAAUAUAACUGGACGGGAUGUACAUAAAUUGAAUGUGGCUGCGUGCAGAUUGACCCUAGAUCUGAUGCCUGGACUGGAAAUGAGUGUUGUAUUUCAGGAUAAUGAAGCACUCAUCCACCGUCUAGUGAACUGGGCAACGAAUUCACCGGAACCCUUGCAGUGCUAUGCGACUGGUCUGCUGGCUGCUGCUAUGGAGGUGCAGGAGAUUGCAACUAACUUUAGGGAACUAAACGCCAUGUUGAUACCGCUUAUGCUCAAGAGGCUACAUGAAUUAAGAAAUAAGAGUGUUGAAGACAAACCAAAUCAAAAUCUAGUGACGCCGCCGAAUCAGACGAGACAUUUCGCGAGAUUUGAUAAGAAGAGGAACAAUGAUGUUAAAAGUAAUGGUCCUACGCCGGAUAAAAGAGAUCGCGACAAAGACGAAGGCGGGGGCGGUGACAUGUUGGUUGACGAAUCACCGCCUAUCAUGAAAGAUCCAGAAACACCUGUUAAAAAUUAUAGUUCGGCGGCGUCGCCCGAGCGCGCGGGGCUGAUGUCGCCGCCGGCACGCCGGCCGCCGCCCGCGCCGCUCCCGCACGAGACCUCCUCCAACUCCAGCUGGGCGGAGAUGGAGACUUACGUUAUCGGCAACAUACAAAUCCACCCACCGACGGACGCCACCAAGCAAAUGUUGAUACUUAGAUAUUUGACGCCUAUGGGGGAGUAUCAAGAGUUUCUAUCGCACGUAUUCGAGAAGAACGCCCUAGGGCUUAUCCUAGGGUACCUGAACGUGCGCGAGUCACGUGACUCGAGGCUCGCCUUCGAAGCUCUCAAAUAUCUGGCCGCUUUGCUCUGCCAUAAGAAGUUCUCUAUCGACUUUAUCAAUAUGGGUGGAUUGCAGAAGUUUCUAGAAGUUCCGCGACCAUCGGUGGCGGCCACCGGCGUGUCCAUAUGUCUGUACUACCUCGCUUACUGUGAAGAUGCCAUGGAGAGAGUGUGUCUCAUGCCCAGACACACUCUCGCCGAUCUUGUCAAAUACGCGUUGUGGCUGUUAGAGUGUUCCCACGAUUCUGGUCGCUGUCACGCGACCAUGUUUUUUGGUCUUUCUUUUCAAUUCCGUGUCAUAUUGGAGGAGUUUGAUAAUCAGGAUGGUCUGAGAAAACUGUACAACGUGAUAUCCACUCUCCCGAUCCUCGGUUCUGAUGAGGAGGAGUCCAGGGUGUCUGACGACGAGACCUGCGCCGCCAGACAGAUAGUGCGGCAUGUCUGUGUCGCGCUCAGACGAUAUUUCGAAGCCCAUCUGAGGAUACGAGCGGCUCAAGUAGCUCGGCAACAGGGUGACAACAUGCCAGAACCACCACCUUAUAAAGCGUCAAAAUCAUCAGCAGAAGAGAUACAAGAGCAAAUUGAAAUAGUUCAAGGAGCAGCGUGGGCAAGAUGGCCGCCGGUCGACGAGCUGCUGGAGCUGGGCGGAGUCGCCCUACUGCUGCAGGUGGUGGGGUACGCGUACGACUGGAAUUUCAACGGCAGAGCAGAAACGGUCCGCUCAGCGUUAGACGUGGUGUCGGUGUGCUGCGUCGCGCCUCGAGUGCAGCUGCUUCUCACCGAGAUGAUAUACACCCGCGACGCUGACCACACCACCGGCGUCCAUAUUGUUCUAGGUGCCGCAGAUGGCGAUAUAGUCCCAGAGCCGGAGGUGCAAAAGGCGGCCCUUAACGUUCUAGUUAACUGCGUUUGCGCACCUGUACACAGGGCGGGAACGUCUACAUCGCGUUUUUCAUUAACUGGAUCUACUAAAAAGAAGACCACAGUAAAAUCGUAUGAAGACGUCAUACAGAAGGUUUGGGAGAGUGUGCGGACUAACAAUGGUAUUAUGGUGCUGCUGUCGCUGAUGAUGGUGAAGUCGCCCAUCACGGACGCGGACCGGCUGCGCGGGCUGGCGUGCCGCGCGCUGGCGGGCCUGGCGCGCUGCCCCACCGUGCGCCAGAUCAUCUCCAAGCUGCCGCUCUUCACCACCUCGCAUCUGCAAGUUCUAAUGAGGGACCCAAUUUUACAAGAAAAAAGACAAGAACACGUUAUGUUUCAAAAGUACGCAUUGGAGUUGCUCGAACGCGUGUCCGGGAAGAGUAAGAGAAUGGGCGCCGAGUUCGAGACCUCCCUCGCGAAUAUACACAGGGCGAACGUGGUGGCGCAGACGCGCAUCACGUACAACGAGCGGCAGCUGCUGACGCUGGUGGCGGAGCACCUGCGCGCGCGCGGCUUCCGCGACGCCGCCGCCGCGCUGCGCCGCGACGCGCGCCUGCCCGCGCCCGCGCCCGCGCCGCCGCCGCCGCCCGUCUACACGCCCGCCACGCCCUCCAGGCCGCGUCUGUCCGUGUCGCGCACGAGCAGCUGCGGCUCGCUGCACCGCGAUAGCCUCGAGCACGCCCACACCGCGCACGACGACAGCCCCAUGCCGUCCAUCAUCAAACUUAGGAAGGUGCAGCCGGCGCACUCGCCGCAGCCGGCGGGCGCGGCGGGCGGGGAGCGGCGCUCGCUGCAGAAGCAGCUGAGCGCGGCGGGCGGCGAGCGCGCGGCGUCGCCCCCGCGCGUGUCGCUGCACUCCAUCAUCACCGAGUACCUCUACAACCAGCACGCGCUCUGCAAGAACCCGGUGGUCACGUGUCCACAGUUCAAUCUGUUCGAGCCGCACAAGUGCCCGGAGCCGGCGCCGCCCACGCUGGCGGCGCUGCAGGCGCGCGCCGAGCCCGCGUCGCUGCUGGCGCGCGUGGUGCGCCGCGAGCUGGGCGGGGGCGCGCCGCGCCGCGCGCACGCGCGCCUCGCGCACUCGCACUUCGCGCACGUGCGCACGCUGCGCCUGCAGGACGACGACGCCUACUUCACCCACACUAUAUUUCACCCGACUCAACAACAAUUAUUGACAGCAACUUCAUCAGGUGACAUCAGAAUAUUCAAUCUCUUCACCGGAAUAGAAGAAAGCUCGUACCAAGUGCAUGAAUCUUAUAUAUAUCAUAUGCAGGCAAGCAGAGACGGGCUGUUGUUGCUAGCAUCGUCUACUACGUCAUGGCGGACGACCUCGGCCUUAUGGAACAUGAAGGAGUUUGAACAACUGUUCCAGCUAGAUAACGAAGAGUACGUGGAGUUCUCAAAGAUGUCGGACGAGCGUAUAAUAGGCACUAAGGGUGAGACGGCGAGCGUGUUCGACACCCGCACGGGCGCGGAGCUGCUCACCCUCACCCCCGCCAUCAGCAACCAGUACGCGAAGAACCGUGCCACGUUCAACCCUACAGAUGAGCUGGUGCUGUCGGAUGGCGUGCUCUGGGACGUGAAUACGGGGAAAGAAAUACAUAAGUUUGACAAACUGAAUCAGACGCAUAGCGGCGUGUUCCAUCCCAAUGGGCUUGAGGUGAUUUCGAAUACAGAAGUGUGGGACCUGAGGACGUUCCACUUGCUUCGGACAGUGCCUUCGUUAGAUAAGUCAGAGGUAAUUUUCAACCCAACUUGUAGUGCUAUAUACGCGGUGUGCUCGGACCAAGACUCAGAAGAAAGAAGCCAGUUCGAUACCAGCUUCAAGACUCUCGACCCCUACGACUACUCGAGUAUAGCGACGAUCGACGUGAAGCGCAACAUCUACUCGCUGGGCGUGUCGCGCUUCGGCACGCAGAUCUCGCUGGUGGAGAACAUGGGCGACUACGACCAGGUGCAGGAAUCCUGCGUCAAGCUCUACGACGUCGGCCGCAAGCGCGACCACGACGAUGACGCGGAAGAAGAAGAAGAAGAAGACUUGGCGGGCGGGUCCGAGAACGACGACGGGUCCGACUCCGGCUCUGACAAUGAUGACGAUUUAGCAUCGAGCCUCCUGCGCAACGCGGUGCUGGGGCUGGCCGACGGCUCGGCCUCCGCCUCGGGCUCCGCGUCGGGCUCCGCCUCCGCCUCGGCGUCGGGCGACGAGCGCGAGCGGCCGCGGCGCGCGCGCCGGCGCCCCGUGCGCACGCGCAGGCGGGCGGCAGAGAACCACAGCAGCGACAGCGACGCUGACAUCGACUUCGGCAACAUCAUCGAGUUCGAAAUAGAC